UACAUGCAGACGGACCCGUCUCUCUCCUCCGGGCAGCUCUGCAGCCUGUGUACCUGUCUCCAUCUGUCCUUCUGACAGCCUGGCCGGCCGGGACCAGCGGCAGACACGGUGAACGAGGGUCUCUGUGAGCGAACACGCCGGUGUUUCCCCUGUUUCCAGCGGCGUUCUCUUUUCUGCCGGUCGGGGCUCCGCACUGGAGAGCUGAUGAUGCCCGAGUGAUUGUCCUCACACAGCCGCACGGACAGCACCGUCUCUGGGACCGGGACUGUUUGUGGGACUGCAGGUAAUUAAUGUUUCCUUGCCUCCGUCCGAAGUUGGAGGCCAGUUGGAGUUGGGCGGCGUGUCCUCAGCAGCUGCAGUGAUGCGGGCUUCUGUGGCAGGCUGCAGGAUGAGCUUGGGCGCACUCCUUAACGGGCUGCUGGUCUCAGUGGUUGCAGCUCUGCUUUGGAAGUACUCUAAGCUGAGCGAGCAUGUUGCCUUGCUGGAAGAGGAGCUGCAUAUGACCCAGCAGUCCCAGGAGCUCUCUCAGGCCCGCAUCGACUACCACGUCGCCCUGCAGGCUCUCCAGCAACAUGGCACCCGCAUGGUAUGCACUGGCAAGAUGCAUACUGACCGCAUCUGCCGCUUUGACUAUCUGUGCUACUCUUCCGAGGCAGAGGAGUUUGUGUUUUUUCACUCCAACUCUUCGGUCAUGCUGCCUAAUCUGGGAUCCAGGCGCUUUCAACCUGCCCUGCUGGAUUUGUCCUCGGUAGAGGAUCACAACACCCAGUAUUUUAACUUUUUGGAACUCCCCGCAGCAGCUUUAAAAUUCAUGCCCAAACCCGUGUUUGUACCAGAUGUGACUCUGAUCCUCAACAGAUUUAAUCCGGAUAACCUCAUGCACGUGUUCCACGAUGACCUCCUUCCAGCCUUCUUUACUAUGAGGCAGUAUUCAGACUUGGACGAUGAGGCGCGUCUUGUGUUUAUGGAAGGCUGGGCCGAAGGGCCACACUUUGACCUUUAUCGACUUCUCAGCAGCAAGCAGCCACUUCUCAAAGAACAGUUGAGGAACUUUGGAAAGCUAAUGUGUUUUACUAAAUCUUAUGUUGGUUUGUCCAAAAUGACCACCUGGUACCAGUAUGGGUUUGUCCAGCCACAGGGACCCAAAGCCAACAUUUUGGUUUCAGGAAAUGAGAUCAGACAUUUUGCCAGUGCUUUGAUGGGCAAAAUGAACAUAACAAGGAUGGAGGAGGCAGAGAAGGAUGGAGGAAGUUCCGAGCAAGAGAGGGACAGAGACAAGAAGGAUGAAUACAUUGCUGUGUUUAGUCGCUCAACAACAAGGUUAAUACUGAAUGAAGCAGAGCUGAUAAUGGCCUUAGCCCAGGAGUUCCAGAUGAGAGUGGUUACACUAUCCCUGGAGGAACAGUCUUUUCCCAGUAUCAUCCAGGUGAUCAGCGCUGCUUCUAUGUUAGUGAGCAUGCAUGGAGCUCAGCUUAUCACCUCAAUGUUCCUCCCCAGAGGUGCAACAGUGGUAGAGCUAUUCCCCUUCGCUGUGAACCCAGAGCAGUAUACUCCGUAUAAAACCCUCGCCUCCCUUCCAGGCAUGGAUCUUCACUACAUCUGUUGGAGGAACUCUAUUGAAGAAAACACUGUCACCCAUCCGGACAGACCGUGGGAACAAGGUGGCAUUGCCCACUUAGAAAAAGAGGAGCAGCAGCGCAUCCUGGCGAGUACAGACGUUCCCAGGCACCUGUGCUGCCGUAACCCAGAGUGGCUUUUCCGAAUCUACCAGGAUACUUUAGUAGAUAUUCCAUCGUUCCUUAUGGUUCUCAAAGACGGCAUGAAGAGUAAGCCAGCCCUGAAGAAAACAAAGAUAACCAGCACGGUCCACCCUGGCCGCGUCAGAGAAGCCCACUGUCAGACAUCAGUACAAAACCCCAACGAGGCCAAACUCACAGUGUCUUGGCAGAUCCCGUGGAAUCUGAAGUACCUGAAGGUGAGAGAGGUCAAGUACGAGGUGUGGAUCCAGGAGCAGGGAGAAAACACCUACAUGCCUUAUAUCCUUCCUCAACAGAACUACACUUUCUCUGAGAACAUAAAGCCCUUCACUACCUACCUAGUUUGGGUGAGAUGUAUCUUCAACAAGAACCUCUUGGGCCCGUUUGCGGACGUACUAACAUGUCGGACCUAAUAGACACGGGGUCUCACUAUUGCUUUCUUAUCACCUCACUGGAAUGGACUUCUAGGUUACAUUUUGACCAGUCUUGGAAGAUAAAUGGGGUUAAACAGAUCUUUGCAGUUUCAGGGCAGACAUAGCCAACACAGAGGCAGCCAGGAGUACUGAGUGGCUCCUGAGGGACUGCUAAAGAUGGACAAGAGCGACUCCUCUACCACUGGGUGAUGAGGGCUUUAAAGAUUAUUUCUUACUCUUUCAAAUGCAUUCUCUACUGAUACUAAAAUAACUUAAGUGAGCAGAAGUAUUUAUGAGAAAAAUAUUAUGAGAUUUUAGGAUUAGUUUAACCACUGGAUUCUACCAUAUUGGAGUAUGCAAUGUAGCUUCUGUGCUGUAGGUGCGAGAGAUUAGAGAUCAGUAAGGUGUUAACAUUUUUCUGACUUGUCUUAUGCGUGUGUGCAACUAGCAAGCUUCACCUCCCAAUUAUCCGAUUCCACAAAUGUUUUGUUACACAACCCAUCCACAAUCAUAGAUGCUUAUUCUAGAAAAUUAGACUGACUCCCAAGAUGUCUAUUUUUAUUCCUACUAUGUUUAUCUUUUUACAUUGUUCUUUCUUUUAUCAGCCUAAUUGUUUGGAAAUUCUCAGUAGAUCCCUCUAAAAGGAAUCAGAGCCUACUGUUAGGUUUAUUAUACUUUAUUAAUAAUUUACUUUAAUGUGGAAAACUUUUUACCUUACAGACUUUAGUUUCUGUCUUUUUAUGUAAUUUAAAUGUUUUAGAUCAUCAGAUAAAUGUAACAAGAGUAAAUUCAAAAUGUUUGCAAAGGAAGAUUUUAAAGGGGACAUAUCAUGCAAAAUUUCCUUUUUUAGCCCUGAAAUACAUUUUGUUGUGUACUUGGAGUACUUGGCUGAAUGAGGUGGAGUUGAACGUUCUGCGACCUGGGGAGGGGUGGGUUGUGAAGUUCUUUCUUUACAUUUAAAGAGACAGCACCAAAAUGACUAGCUCUCAGACGCAUCUUAGAACAGGGAUGAAAAGGGGAAUAUGGGGGUAAAUUAAUGAGGAACUCAGACCAAAGCAUUGCAGUUCCCCUUUCUAAAGACCACAACAGAAUGAUUUAAAUGUGAAAAGAAAGGACUGAAAAGCAUGAUGUGUCCCCUUCAAGUUCUAUCCAAACCAACCUGGCCCUAUGUGGACAACUAAUUAACCCCUAAACCUAAUAACUGAUUGUUCUGAUUGCAUUAAUAUAUAAUUCUGGCUUGGAUAUCACCAAUUCACUGCUAUAAAUAGGGAAGUGCGCACAGAGGCUCCAUUGCUGUGCAUUGAGUCAUAUAAUAAACCAUGCUCUUCUGACGUAGAAUGAGAAUAUCCAAUUUUUAUAAAAUAUAGCUAAAAUUAAAGCUGAGAACAUUGCCAAAAAAUGAUCAUACACAGAAAUAUGUCCUCUCUCUAACCAUAAAUCCAGGACAUUUCCCAAUGCUUCCGAGGCAUCCAGCCUGCAGGUCCUUCUUACUAUAGUGUAACAGACUGUAUUGUGUUCAGUAAAUCUGUGCAUGUUUGUCUAUAAUUUUGGGAUGGUAAAUCUCCCUCCAGGAUGCCGUAUUGUAGACAGUAAGUGCCAGAGAUUGGGGGGAGUUCCCUACAGAGCAUAUCUAGCCACUCAGAAGCCAGGCUCUGAGUCCAUUCUCCUUUCAUCUUAUGUGGCGCUGUUAAGCAAACCGAGGAAUCUCUUACAGUAGCAGCACUUUACAAUGGUUUGGUUCGCAUCCAGUUUGAUUUAAAAAAAAAAAAAAAAAAAAACAUGCAGUUUGUGCGGCUCACUCCAGUUUCUGCCUCGCUGAAGCUACCAGACUGAAGAUGGACACCCGUCGCCCCCCUGUUCAGGAAUACUAUCUUAAAAAUUGUUCAGUGUUAAAAUGUCCAUCAAUUCAUAUUGUGUGAACCAUAAACACCAUAAAAAUUACUAUAUAUGAAUAUUGAAUUCCUUGUACUAUUUCAUUAACCGUUUUUCAAGCAGAUAAAAUGUUUUGUUUUAAUAUUUCAAACAUUUCUACCCCUCAUGCAAUCGCUUAUUUUCUCUAGAAUACUAUCUCAAUUUGCAUUUCAUGUCAAUUUUAUCUCAAUUACACUUAAGUUAAUCUGUCAAAGCAACAGGUCACUCUACUAAUAAAACUUUACUACCCUUUAAAAAGAGCCAGUUCUGUGUACUUCUGACGCUGCUUCUGCAGCAGCCCUGACUCAGGACAUAGCAAUGGCGCCUGUGUGUCAUGCGGUAGUCACGUGAUGUCCAAGCUAGUAAUAAAUAUCUAUGGCGGCAACAACUGCCAUCCAGUGUUUGAUUACUGCUAAUUAAUGUUUCCGUCACUGUGAUGAACCUUGGUCCAUUCUGAUUUGCAGAAUUCUUCUAAUUUAGCCACUAUGAAGGGCUUUCCAGCAUAAAUGGCGCCACACCAGUGUUUCUGUUGUAUAUUAGCCCAGACUUUAACUUGGCCACUCAAAAACUUUUAAAAGACGUUCAGAGGUAGACUUGCCGAUGUGUUUCAGAUCAUAGUUCUGCAGCAUAUGCCAAAUGCACUUGAGCUUAAGAUCACACACUGAUGGCUGUACCUUCUCCUUUAGGAUUUUUUUGUAAGAGAGCAGAAUUAAUUGUUCCAUAAUUUAGACUAAAUCAUCCAGGGUCUGAGGCAGUAAACCAGCCCCAGACAUCACACUACCACUCCAUGUUUGAAUGUCAUUGUGAUGUUUUUUUUUUUUUUAGAGUAAAU
Molecule: messenger RNA, 4913 nt
Organism: Fundulus heteroclitus (mummichog)
Lineage: Eukaryota; Metazoa; Chordata; Actinopteri; Cyprinodontiformes; Fundulidae
Gene: pomgnt2
Product: protein O-linked mannose N-acetylglucosaminyltransferase 2 (beta 1,4-)
Exons: 2
Coding region: 362-2170 (602 amino acids)
Biological process (GO): protein O-linked glycosylation via mannose
Cellular component (GO): endoplasmic reticulum
Molecular function (GO): protein binding; protein O-acetylglucosaminyltransferase activity
Source: RefSeq, a predicted model, not a curated record